UUGCAUAUAUUUCCAAGAAUUGCAUUGUAUUUUCUCAUCUCCUCUAAUUUUUCACAUAUAACCCACAUAAAAUAUUGAAUUUCAGAAACAUGGGAUGUAAAAUGUGUGUACAUUUGAUCGAAACACGUUUAUCGAAAUCAAUACAUCCACGGUGCCAGCGUCAAUAUUCAGCUGCACAAGCAGAACUGAAGUUCGCUGUUUAUGCUGCAUUCGCUGUUCUCAUGCUAUCCUGUUACGCAGAGGCAUAUGAUCCAUUAGAUCCAAACGGGAACAUAACGAUCAAAUGGGAUGUUGUGUCAUGGACUCCAGAUGGCUAUGUGGCACUAGUGACGAUGAACAACUUCCAAAUGUACCGGCAUAUAAUGAACCCUGGGUGGACGCUAACAUGGAUGUGGGCGAAGAAAGAAGUAAUAUGGUCAAUGGUGGGAGCACAAACAACUGAACAAGGAGACUGCUCUAAGUUUAAGGGAAACGUACCUCAUUGCUGCAAGAAGACCCCUACAGUUGUGGACUUGCUGCCAGGAGUACCUUACAACCAGCAGAUUGCGAAUUGUUGCAAGGGCGGUGUUGUUGCAGCAUGGGGACAGGACCCUGAUUCUGCAGUUUCUGCCUUUCAGGUCAGUGUCGGAGUGGCUGGAACAUCAAACAAGACUGUGAAGCUGCCUCAGAAUUUCACUUUGCUUGGACCUGGACCUGGCUAUACUUGUGGCCCAGCCAAAAUUGUGCCCUCCACAGUUUACCUCACCCCUGAUCGUCGGAGGAAAACUCAAGCUCUCAUGACGUGGAAUGUAACGUGCACUUAUUCACAGUUUCUGGCUUCAAAGAACCCGGCAUGUUGUGUGUCCUUCUCAUCUUUCUACAAUGAGACAAUAGUUCCUUGCGCAUCAUGUUCUUGCGGUUGCCAAAACAAAGGUAGUUGUAUCAGGAUCAACUCGAAGAAAUCACACUCAGUAGGUAUAAAUACUCCAAAGAAGGAUAACGCGCCUCUUCUACAAUGCACACAUCAUAUGUGCCCUAUUCGAGUCCACUGGCAUGUCAAGAUCAACUACAAGGAUUACUGGCGCGCAAAGAUAUCUGUUACUAAUUUCAAUUAUCGCUUAAACUAUACUCAGUGGACGCUGGUGGUUCAGCAUCCCAACCUUAAUAACGUCACCCAAGUAUUCAGCUUUGACUAUAAGCCUCUAGUGCCUUAUCAAUCAGUCAACGAUACUGGUAUGUUCUAUGGUACGAAAUUCUACAAUGAUCUUCUAAUGGAAGCUGGACCGGGCGGGAAUGUCCAAUCUGAAGUGCUUCUACGGAAAGACGCAAACACAUUCACCUUAAAACAAGGAUGGGCAUUUCCUAGAAAAGUUUACUUCAACGGAGAUGAAUGCAAACUUCCACCACCAGAUGCAUAUCCUGCUCUUCCAAAUUCUGCCAGAAUGAUUUCAGUUGCUUACUUAAUGGUUGUCGCUACUCAGGCGUUGAUGGCUGUCCUUAUUUAGGUAAAAUAUUUUUUCAUAUGAGCACUAAUAGCUGUCAAAUCACAAGUAUCCAAAUCGCAACACUACUAGAAAUAUAAGAAAACAAGUCGUUCACCACAGAAAUGUUUCUUGUGAAGUUCUUGAGCAAUUGUGCAUUAAGUUACACUUAUGCCUUGAUUUAGAAGGGUGGGACAUUUGAGACAUAUGUAUAUCCUUUCUUACACUUUUGAGUUCAAAUUGUAAUACCGAACAUAUUGUUCUAUUUCUAGAGAAUCAAGUAAUCAACUCUAUAAAUGUUUUACCAAA
This is a messenger RNA of Beta vulgaris subsp. vulgaris (sugar beet), 1769 nucleotides long. RefSeq names its product COBRA-like protein 4. The record is from RefSeq and is a predicted model, not a curated record. Lineage: Eukaryota; Viridiplantae; Streptophyta; Magnoliopsida; Caryophyllales; Amaranthaceae. Gene Ontology annotation, cellular component: plasma membrane. The coding region runs from base 90 to 1484 and encodes 464 amino acids. Gene Ontology annotation, biological process: cellulose microfibril organization; plant-type cell wall cellulose biosynthetic process. The transcript has 6 exons.